This is a messenger RNA of Nematostella vectensis (starlet sea anemone), 1367 nucleotides long. RefSeq names its product calmodulin-beta. The record is from RefSeq and is a predicted model, not a curated record. Gene Ontology annotation, molecular function: enzyme regulator activity; calcium ion binding. The coding region runs from base 162 to 611 and encodes 149 amino acids. Lineage: Eukaryota; Metazoa; Cnidaria; Anthozoa; Actiniaria; Edwardsiidae. The transcript has 5 exons.
CACGCCGCACUAGGCAACAUAUUAUCCACUUGUAAACCGGUCCAUAUCAGCAGAGUAAGGACCGACAGCGCGCACUGCGGCGACGCUAUUUGGUUGAAUUCUGUGGAUUGUAGCUCUUCCAAGUGUAUGCCCGAUCCGCCAACACUCUCCUUAUACGGAUCAUGGCAGAGUUGCUGUCCGAGGAUACCAUCGCAGAGUUCAAGGAAGCUUUCCUACUUUUUGAUAAAGACGGAGAUGGUACGAUCACAACUAAAGAACUUGGUACAGUCAUGAGGUCGCUUGGCCAGAAUCCAACAGAAGCUGAGCUACAGGACAUGAUUAACGAGGUGGAUGCUGAUGGUAAUGGAAUCAUCGACUUCCCGGAGUUUCUUACGAUGAUGGCAAAGAAGAUGGGCGAGCAAGAUAGUGACGAGGAGAUCCGUGAAGCUUUCCGUGUUUUUGACAAAGACGGCAACGGUUUCAUCAGCGCCGCGGAGCUCAGGCAUGUCAUGACUAACCUCGGCGAGAAACUCACCGAUGAGGAGGUAGAGGAGAUGAUAAUGGAAGCAGAUAUAGACGGUGAUGGACAAGUCAAUUACGAAGAAUUUGUGAAAAUGAUGUCAGCUAAAUGAGGGCAAUGAAGACUGAACUUAUCCUAAUACCACAAAAUAAUUAAUGUAUUAUAUCAUAUCGUCCCUUAUCUGCUAUCCCUAAGGGGGGGUUAAAGGAUUUUUUCUGAUUCUGCUAUCUCUUAGGGUAUAAAAUUCUUCCAAUUGCUAUUCCUUAGGGGAUGUUUAAUGGUUUUUCCGAUUCUGUAUCUCUUAGGGUUAAAAAUUCCUUCAACCACACCCGAGUUUAAAAUUAAUUUUGCCGACAAUCAUCCCCAUCUGUUUUUAUCGGAGUCCCCCAAGGAUCGGCUCCAUCGAAUAGAGAGAUGCUCGGCAUUGUGUUGUGUUGGGGCGUGUAUGGGAUGAUUCUUCUAAGCUAGUGCGGGCCAAUAGGGAGGUACUGACAUGCCCAUACGUGUUUUGAUGCAUGUGCCACAUACUGUCCAUUACCAGUAUACCGUAGCAGGUGGUAUACAACCAGCAUACUUAGCAAAAAGUAUAGAUGAAUUGAGCAUGUACUAUGUUCAGUCUGUCGUAACAUCAAACAGGAAUUUGAUAAGCUUAAAAUCUAGAGAGACCACACUGAAAAUGUCUGAAAUAGCUAAUCUGAACUUGUUUGAGAAAUUUUACAGUCUUUUUAUAGUCGAUCUUUUCAACGUUUUACAAGAGAACAGUUAACUGACAGUAAAUUUGCAAUUAAAAUGAAUAGUUAAUGUCUUCAAGCAGGACAUUUUAUUUGCUUUAUUUAUAAAAAUGUAUGCAUUAAAAACUUUGAAGAAA